GGAGUUCCGCUGAAGCAUUCCGAAAUUAUCGAACAAAAGCCCUUUUCUUCAAUCCAAUCCGCCGACUCUACCCUGAUGAAGGUUGUAAAACGCGAGGACCGUCCGUUGUCACCCAAUGAACAUGACGUGAAAGAAAAUCUCCCCACAAAUGUCAUUUUCAAUUUGGUACCUAAAAUAAAGAAAGGAGAAAAAGAAGAAUUUGUUGGAGAUGAUCUGCUCAAUACCUUACACACUUGUAUCGAAAUCAAGAACGAGAUACCUUCGCAGUCCUUGGAUUCAGAGAGGGUUGAAAAAGGGAACAAUCUCCAUCCUUUGAUGAGGAGUUCCUCGACCCAACCCCAUGGCGCUGUACCAUCGUUUGAAGAUGGAGACGCCACCACAUCCAGAAUGACCAUCCAACCUGCCGACACUCAUGAACAGGAACACUUUCCGUAUUGGCAUCAAACGGAAACGCGUAACCUUCACGUUAACCCGCGUGAAGUUGGAGGCGCUAACACAUCCAGAAUGACCUUCCAACCUGCCGACACUCAUGAACAGGAACACUUUCCGUAUUGGCAUCAAACGGAAACGCGUAACCUUCACGUUAACCCGCGUGAAGUUGGAGGCGCUAACACAUCCAGAAUGACCUUCCAACCUGCCGGCAGUUAUGAACAGGAACACUUUCCGUAUUGGCAUCAAACGGAGACGCGCAACCUUCACGUUAACCCGCGUGAAGUUGGAGGCGCCAACACAUCCAGAAUGACCAUUCAACCUGCCAGCAAUCAUGAAGAGGAAUUCUUUUCAAAUCCACAUCAAAUGAAAACGCGUGACACCCACGCUAACCCGGAGGUGGCUUUCCCAUACAACGUUCCCCGACUUGAUAAAGCUCAAACUUUCAACGUUCCUGCCUCUUGCUCGAUAUCUAGGACAGGAAUACAGGAUACUUUCCCUUUUAGAGGUCAUGUUCAGCCCCAGCUUUUUGCGCUGACUCAUUUGUUACACAGACUGAACGACCAGCCCCAACCACAGCUGAUACGCCACCCCUUCCCGGGAUCUCAGGGCUUCGUGCAUCAAAACGGACGCAAUAAUCAAAUAGAAAUCCCCCUUACACCUUCAAGUACGUAUCACUUUGAACCUCGUCAAACACCGUUCAAUAUGAACAUCAAUCAGGAAAAUUUAGCGUCGGUAAGAAACGACGCGAAUUAUUUUAGGCACGCCCGUCAAAUUCAUUUUCCUGCAGGGCAAAGACAAAAUCAUGAAUUUCAUGUUGAUUUACGUAGCAGUGGCAGAGCGUGUGAAUGCUAUCAGUGCCGGAGUAUGAAUCAAAGGAACGGCUCACUUCCACUCGGCUUUGCCCCUCGUCAAAUGCCGUUGUAUAAUGAUCACAGGGAGAAAAAUAUACCAACGCAAGUUUUCGCAGUAAACAGCGAAAACAAUUCUAGCUCUGCGCAGUCCAGCGUCACACCAGGAGACCAGAGCUGCAGUGAUAGUGGUGGAAGGCCGUUCAGCUGCACUUUUUGCGCUGACUCGUUUGUUACACAGACUGAAUUAAAAAUACAUAUGAGAAGGAAUAGCGGUAAAGUGUACGGCUGCCAUUAUCUUUGUGUCCACUCGUUCAGUAAUCCAUGUAAAUUGCAAAAACACAUGAGAGUGCAUACGGGUGGAAAACCAUUCCGUUGCCAGCAGUGUCCCGCAUCUUUCCAAGGAGAAUGGAAUCUCAAAAGUCAUAUGUUAGCCCGUCAUAGCGAUGAAAACCCAUUCCGUUGCCCGCAAUGUUCCUCGUCAUUCACCUGUAAAAGUUCCUUGACGUUCCACUUGAAGAAGCAUUCGGGUGAGAGACCCUUCCCUUGCGAUCAGUGCGAUGCAUCCUUUCAAGCCAAAAACUGUUUAAUGAGACACAAGACAGUGCAUAGCAGAGAAAGACCAUUCGUAUGCGAGCAGUGCGGUAGUGCUUUCGCCAGGAAAAACGGUCUUACGAAGCACUUGGUAGUCCAUACUAACGAAAGACCUUACAGGUGUGAACAUUGCGACAAGUCUUUCAAAGCGCGGGUGACUCUAAGGGAACACAUGAGAGCGCACAAUGGUGAAAAACCGUUCAUUUGCGCGCACUGCUCAGCUGCAUUUCCCGUCAAAGGCGAGCUCUAUCGGCACAUGAUGAUACACACCGGCGUGAAACCGUACAAAUGCAAGUAUUGUCCCUUCGCGUGUAAUCAGGGGAACAGUUUGAAGAGACAUUUGAGAACGCACACCGGCGAGAAACCGUUCACCUGCGAUCAUUGUUCGGUUUCGUUCACUCAGAAAGGGAGUUUGAUCUCGCACCUAAAACAGCACUCUGAUGGAAAUCCGUACAGAUGCGAUCAUUGCUCUGUUUCUUUUAGGCGGAAGAGCCGCUUAGCUCAGCACAUGAAGAUUCACUCCUGCGAAACGCCUUUUUCUUGCGAGCAAUGUCCUUUCGCGACCAAUCAGAAGAGCAGCUUCACCAAGCACAUGAAAUUGCAUUUAGGCGACCAAGUCUUCACCUGCGACCACUGCUCGGCUGCGUUCGCCAGGAAACGGAGGUUGAUCUCUCACUUGAAACGGCACGAUCGUGUAAACCGACUAGUUAUGGAGGAGACUGCUCCGGCUAUUCCAGUGCAAGGACAACGAAAUAAAAGUAAUUAGAAUGAGCUUUGAAGCUUAGUUAACGGGAAUACCCAAGGGGAUGGAACGAAACUCUUGAUGAAGGUACGUAAAUGAAUACAUCCCUGGGGAUCAGGGGAAUAUGACAGUUAAAAAAAUGAAGAGUUUUUGUAACUAUGAAUAAAAUAAGAUGAAUAUAUUACUCUGAAUCCACACAGUCCCAUUUAAACCCCUAGAUAAUAAUAGCCGUACCGAAUAAUGCUCGAUUUUCAUCAUUUGGAGUUGGACUACACUAUGUAAUUAGGUACUUUUCUGUCUCAGUUUCAAAAAACGUAUGUACUUAACCCUAGUGUUCCUAUGCCUAUAAGUGUUUAUACGGAUGAACUAGAAAUUGUAAUUCCCAAUUGGAAAAUGGAGUCCAUUUGGUAAAAUCUGUGUGAAAUAGGACUACAUUUUUCAAUGAGGAACUACAAUUUCCGGGUUAGAUUAAAAACAACCCUACUGAAAUUUGUGUUUCACGGAUGAGCCAAGAAUUCUAGUUCCUUUCUCCAAAAUUUAGUUCAACUGGACGGAUUUUAACAGAAAGGAUUUAAAUCCAAUCAAACACGAGCUCUUACAUCCAUGAGAAAACAUGCAUGGAGUAGUGUAGUCCAACACUACAUAUUUUUAGUAUUUAAUUUUGUUUGUAUGUGCCUCGGAUUGUUUAUAGUUCAUUUGUCUGUCACUACAUUUUUAGAUUGUUUUAUAGUUUUAGGAAUGAUCAAUAAUCAUUACUUUCCCACCGCAUACUCAAAGCACCAUUCUGAAACCUUAAGGGUUUCGCUGAAGUCAAAUGAAUCGCAUGGUGUUUUCAUCCAUAAUUGAUCUCAGUGAUAUUUAAGAUAAAGAGAUUUAAGACUGAGUAUGAUUAUUCAAUCAAAUUGUUUAAUUAUAAUUGUAACAAAAAUCGUUUGUCUUUGCAAUUGCAUGUAAUUUUACUUUCCUUCGUGAUACAAUACUUAGUUCCUACAAAACGAAGUAAAAAAAUAGUGCAUUUCCUUCGGUAAAUACACUAAAAUACGCGCACGGGUAAAGCAGCUUUAUUUUAAAUAUUAAUUAUGUUCCACUUUUUUUCAUAAAUCCUUCUCCAGAAAAGAAAUCUGAGUAAGAACUCGCACAGCCGGUUAUUCCUCAGUGAUCAUUCAAAGGGUUGCGCUGGGACCCAAUGAAUCAUGUUACCCGAAUCUAUCGUUGAUCUUCAAUCGAGAUGAAGCGUGAUUUUGUUUCAGUCAAAUUAGUGCCUUUUUAAUCAUAACAACUUUUAUCAUUCACCUUUGUGUUUACGUGUUUGUAAUUUUUUGUUUCUUUGUAACAAUUAAUAGUUCCUAAAAAUAAUGAAUGAAUAAAAUAUGAGCUUUUUUUCAAAUA
This is a messenger RNA of Bemisia tabaci, 4005 nucleotides long. NCBI's taxonomy places the organism in Eukaryota, Metazoa, Arthropoda, Insecta, Hemiptera, Aleyrodidae. The record is from RefSeq and is a predicted model, not a curated record.